GGCAGCACACAAUCCGCUCAAGCACACGCACCAUCUCCGAGAGACACACACGAUUCAAGACUGCUGAAAAACCGAGAGGAGGGAGAGGGAUUCGUACUGUUGCUGACUCCGAAUAAAACAUUACGUCCUCUAACCAAACAGCAGCAGAUGAGGGAGUGGCAGAUUUCCAGACCAGCAAGAUAUUCCUACGGGCCAAAAGCGAUGUCACUUAUAAAAACCAGGAAGUCUGAAGAUCUCAGAACAGAUCCCUGAGGCACACCACUGAUCUCCGACCUCCAUGCAGAUUAUGACCUGUCUACAGCCACGAUGAACAACCACUUCUAUGGGCAAGCCAGUUCUGGAUACACAAACUCACAGACUCAGAGAUUCUUUGACAGGAUGGACGGCAGAGAGACUUACAUGAAUGUGAAGUUCACCAGAACGGACUCACAGUUUCCUUCCCCAGCUGAACCUGAUGUAACGUACGCGGAACUUAAUGUCAAGACCCUCUCGGCGGCCCAGGACCGUACAGGUGGAGACGGUCUGAACUCCACCUACUCAGAGUUGAAAUUUCGGAAAGAGGAACCCCGCAUCGAUGAGGCCGAAGAUCCUCCCAUUUCCUCGGGACCCGGCGGGCUGACAGCCACUGCACAAACAGGUUUGCAGAAACAGGAGCCGAAACAGAACAUCGAAAAUAGACCGGACCGUAGGAUCUGCCAACUCUGCCUAGUUACGUUCGCCCUCGUCGCGAUAGUGGCCGGACUCUCGAUCUAUGUAUCACAGACUCUUCAUUUUCUGAUAACCUCCGAGCGAAACUACCAGAGACUUUGGGAACAACAUCACGAGAUGAACCGGACCCAGCUCCAAUAUCAACAGCAAGUCUACAAGUUGAACUCAACCCUUAAAUCCAGGACAUCCGAGAACACCCGCCUGGAUCUCUCCCAGAGAAACUGUCAGAAGAAUCGUUCCGCCCUCAGCAACAACCUCACUAUCCUCGAAAACAACAUUACUACCCUCAACUCGGAUCUCUCGGAGCUGAAUCGAAAGCACAGCGAGCUCUGUCAUCAGUUCAAUCAGCUCGAAAUGAAGUACAGAAACAUCAACGAAAACAAAGCUCAGAUUUGCCAAUACCUUACCAGGAGAAGAGAGAUAAAAUGUCCCCAUAACUGGAUCAAAAAAGAGGACCGGUGUUAUUUCAUAUCCGAGAUUUUAAAAUCCUAUAACGGAGCGAUGGGACAUUGUUCAGAACACGAUUCGAGGCUCCUCGAAAUAGAUUCAGACGAGGAAAAGAAGUUUGUUUCCAGCGCUGUCUAUCGAUACGUAACAUACUGGAUUGGAAAAUGCGCAGACAGGAAUGUGGCCUCUGAUCUUCUGUACGAGUUGAAUUAUGGAUCGCCCACCUGCCGUAAGUGCGAAUCGGACGGAUGGAGUUACAUUUCCAGUUACAGUUGCAAACGUAAUUACAGAUUCAUCUGUGAGAAGUCGGCACCUUUUUACCCGGAUAUUCCUGAAGAGAUCCGAGGUCUCUGUCAACAACCCGUGGGGCCGACUUCAAUCAAAUGACUUCACCCCACUUCUCCGCAUUCAAUCAACCUCACCCUAUCUCCCCCAACCAUUCAUUCUCACCCACACUCUCUUCAGCUCCUUCGUACUCCAGUCUCCUUCUCUACUCGCAUCCCCAUUCUCCCCUACUCUCCCUCUCCCCACCUAGACCAGUCUUCUCCCCACCCUGCCCCGAACUACCCUGCUCCCUCCAUUUACUCCUCCUUCCUACUCACUCCUCUUCUCACUCUGCCCUUCUUCUCACCAACUCAUUCCGCUUCUCCACAUCUCUCUCUCUCUCUCUCUCUCUCUCUCUCUCUCUCUCUCUCUCUCUCUCUCUCUCUCUCUCUCACCCCAUUCCCUGCCUCUCUCCUCACCGUUUUCACCCACUCUCAUCUCAAUUCUGUGCAUAUGAGCUUUCGAUACCCCAACCCAGGGGGAAAAAAAACUGUGCACAUUCACCCUAUCUGUGCCUCCCCUGGCUUUAUACCUACGCUCCAAAGAACAAAGUCCCAUCCUGCUUGCCUUCCCACCAUAACUCAGACCCUCGAGAACCGGAAACAUCCUCGUAAAUCUCCCUCUACACUCUUUCCAGCUCAGUGGCAUCUUUCCUACAGCAGGGAGACCAGAUCUGAACACCGCCCUCCAAGCGCAGCCUCACCGACCUUUUCUGCAACUACAACGUGACUUCAGUGCGGUGCAAUGAUGUAAAAUUAACGUAAAUCU
Messenger RNA from Hypanus sabinus (Atlantic stingray), 2247 nucleotides. Its product is annotated as low affinity immunoglobulin epsilon Fc receptor-like. Gene Ontology annotation, molecular function: transmembrane signaling receptor activity. The coding region runs from base 307 to 1542 and encodes 411 amino acids. Lineage: Eukaryota; Metazoa; Chordata; Chondrichthyes; Myliobatiformes; Dasyatidae. The record is from RefSeq and is a predicted model, not a curated record. The transcript has 11 exons. Gene Ontology annotation, cellular component: plasma membrane.